Messenger RNA from Gilbertella persicaria, 874 nucleotides. RefSeq lists its product as uncharacterized. The transcript has a single exon. The record is from RefSeq and is a predicted model, not a curated record. The coding region runs from base 126 to 581 and encodes 151 amino acids. NCBI's taxonomy places the organism in Eukaryota, Fungi, Mucoromycota, Mucoromycetes, Mucorales, Choanephoraceae.
GUGAGCACUGUAAACACAAUAACAAUAACAAUAACAAAUUUCCUUUUUCCUUCUUUUUCCCUUUUUCCCUUUCUUCUUAUUCUACAUGAAUUACAAUACAAGAGUAGAAAAUUAUUAUUCUUCGGAUGAAGAAGAAGAAUCUCCACAAUUUUAUCCUCAUCCGAACCGACAGAACAGGGCCCGACGAAACAGUCCAAGGCAGUAUUAUUCAGAUGAAGAAGAAGAUUUAUCAAGAGCCAUGUAUGAGCUCAAUAUGCAUGGUCCACCUUAUCGAGCACCUAACAGAAUAUAUGAUCCUUCUCAUGAUUUCAAUCAUUAUGCAAGAUAUCCAACAAGACAACAGUGGGGACAUCCAAUUUCACCACGACGGCAUUCCCCAGAACCACACCGAUCCGCUUCAUCUCGAUCUUACAUGCGUCCAGCAAGGCCCUCAAGAAGACAGUAUCAGGAGGUGUUUUUGUCCCAUGACGAGGAAAGCGAGCCUUCCGAACACGAAGAACCGUAUUUUCAUGACGUCAGCCCCUCAAAAGGUUACUUGUCAAGGCAAAAUAGCAUCAGCAGUACUGGAUCGAAUCGAAUGAGACCUAAAAGAAGGCUCAAUUCAUUCUCUGUACCUCCACCUCCGCCGCCUCCAUCUUCUAUGAGUUCACCAAGAUAUUUUUAUCCGCCACAGCCGACCUACACAAAUCGAGUAGCACGAAGCGUACCUAAUUCACCCCACAUAUCUGAUGAAACAAGCGAAAGUGAACAAGACGAAUUCUAUCCACCUCCAAGAAGAUUUUCAUUGAGCAACAAUGGCCCCAUACCACCACCACAUCCACCUAGGAUGAAUCGCAGUUUCUCUUUUAGUGGAGCCCCUCCUCCACCCCCUCCA